UUGACAGAAAACAACAAUUAUAAGUUUGUUUAUAAAACUUGCAUAUCUUCGCAUCAACAAAUGUUUAUGACAACAUUAAACCAUUUUUCAGAAACUUAAAUUAUAUGCAUUUUCAUUGUAAUUCUUCACUAUAUAUGAAUGGCGGCAAUUUAAGAAGGAAAUUUGUCAGGAAAAGCACACAUUAGGUUAAAAAGUUAAUCAACCCUUUAUUUUCGUUAGAAUUUCAAAAAUAUAAAAUGUAAUUGCGAAAUGGUCACCCCGUUUUGUUGAAUGGACGUAAGAUGAAACUAUGAAUUAUGUCUGUGCGAAUCAACUUCGAAAUUGGUCAUGAAGCUGCUAUUCGUGCAAAAUGUACACAGGAGGGAUUUACACAUGAUUGGGUAGUAUUCGUACGGGGAUGCGACGGUGCUAACAUACAUCAUUAUGUAGAAAAGGUUGUGUUUUAUCUACACGAAACGUUCCCAAGACCAAGAAGAGUAAUCAAAGAACCGCCGUAUAUGGUGAAAGAAUCAGGAUACGCUGGAUUUACGUUGCCUAUAGAAAUAUAUUUACGCAAUAAAGAUGAGCCGAAGAAAAUCACUUUAACGCAUGAUCUUCAUUUACAAUCCGAUGGUGCUCCAAUUAGUGAUGUUCAAACCAAGAAAUACGUAUUUAAUACGCCAGGAGAAGAUUUCAAAUUUAAAUUGCUUCAGGGUGGAGGCAUGAUUGUUAAUUCUCAAGAAGCGAGUGCAGACAAUCGUUCUACGCUUGAUGAGAAAAUGUUGUUAAUUAGUAAACCCAAGCUUGGCGGAUCUGAUGUUGUAAAGAAACACAAAAUGAAAGUUGAAGAACCUCGAAACAGUUUCCACGAAUUGUUUGGUGCGCCUAUCACAAAAACCUCGAAAACAUCGGUUGAUGCAAAAGCAGUUGUUAAAAACAAAAAUAUUAAUAUUAGUAAAUCGAGCACAUGUGAGAAGGACAAAUCAAAAAACAAACACAGUCCGCAUAAAGAAAAAGAAAAGGAAAAAAAUCGCGAAAAAGACAUGAAAACUCGCGAAGAAAAGAAACGUGAGGAAAAAAAGGAACGUAGUAAGGAUCGCGAAGAACGCAAAGACAAAAAGGAAAAAAGAGAAAAAUCGCCCAAAGCAAGAAGUGAGACGCCUACGAAAAGAACUUUGAGCCCGUCGCCGUUACCAAAACAUAAGGACAAAGAUGAUAAAAAAAUUGAGAUCCCAAAAGAUCGUAAGUCAGACGAGCGCGAGAAGCUCGAAAAAAGGUUGAAGAAAGAAAAACGUGACAAGGAAAAGGAAAGGAAGGAUAGUAAAUAUAAGGAACGGGAACAUAAAUCCAUAGAACAGAAGGAAAACAAAAGCUUGUCGCGAGAGAAAGAUAAGCACAAGGAACCUAGUCCUUUGCCUCCAAAAAAUGGAGGCAAAGAAAAACUGUUUAAGGAGAAAGACAUUUUGAAAGAUUGCAAAGAUGGAAAAGAGGAGUUGGACAAAGAAGACAAGAUCAAAGCGGAGAAACUCGAAGAGAAAGUGAAGCACAAACAUAAAAGGAAAGACAAGGACAAAAAAGAAAAGGAAAAACUAAACGAGAAAACUUAUAAAUCAGAAAAGAAAUUGGAGAAAAGCUCAAACUCAAAAUACACAGAAUCUUCCAAAGAACUCCCGAAAGAAGAGAAGAGUCUCUUCAGCAGUCCGAAACAGACAUCCUCCAACGAUUUAAAGGUACAGGAAAAGCCUAAAAAGCCACUAGGUACGUUAAUGGCGGAGUUUACCGAUAACAAUUCGUCGAACAGUUCGAUUAGCAGUCACGAGGAUUUAUUUAAUGAACCGCCGACCGUGAAACACGAGCCGAAGAAGGAGCCCGAAAUGAGGCCCGAGCCCGAUAAUAAUACUAAAUUGAAACGCGAAAAGGUGAAGAAGAAUAAAGAUAAAAAGAUGGAGAAAAGUUCCGAGAAGAAACGUAAACGAAAGUCCGACAACGCGAGACUGGAGGAACCGUUAGAAAAAGUCGCGAAAGAAGAAUCUUCCAAUUCGAAGGAAUCGGACGCGGAAAAUUGCACACAAAAUGAAAAGCAAGAGGAUGAGAACUACGAGGAUUAUAUGAACAUUUUAAGAGAUUUGCAACAUAAAAUUUUAACGUUGCAAGAUAACUCGGAGUUGCAGCGGGUUGUGCAGUUAAUAGCAGAAACCGGACGUUUUGAGGUAUCUGCACAAACCUUCGAUUUUGAUUUGUGCUUAUUAGAACGGUCGACUAUAACGCAAUUGCAGAAUUUCUUUCAAAGCACGUCGUAAGGGUAAACAAAACGACAGCUCCGAUUUUCAUAUCAGCAAAGUGUUUUUUUGCUAUAAUUUUUUUAUUUCUGAAAACAGACCAAACAAUUUGGCCGCUCAGUUGUAAAUUAUUUUUCUUGGAAACCAUGACAUUGUUGAAAACGUCUUUGUAAAAGACGAUUCUAUUAAUGCUAUUUUUAAAAUGCGUCGCAUGGAUGGUUCUCGAGUUGUCCACAUUUGCCUGAAAGGUGGGUACCUUUCGUAGGGUUACUUGGACAAUUAUAAAUUAUUUAUUUAUAUUAGUAGAGUAAAUUUACAGAGAAAUCUCCGAUAGUACAAAUUAUAAAGUCUUAUUUAUUUGUCAACAUCAAAAUCGUAAGACCAAUUCAAUUUUCAAAUUCGCAGAAUAGUUCUUUCUGUAAAUACUGAUUAAAACGUGUAUAGUAUACUUUACGAACAAACAUUA
Photinus pyralis (common eastern firefly) is the source of this 2724-nucleotide messenger RNA. It is a transcript of the gene ear, whose product is annotated as protein AF-9. The transcript has 4 exons. Gene Ontology annotation, cellular component: super elongation complex. Bases 297 to 2279 code for a protein of 660 amino acids. The record is from RefSeq and is a predicted model, not a curated record. Lineage: Eukaryota; Metazoa; Arthropoda; Insecta; Coleoptera; Lampyridae. Gene Ontology annotation, biological process: regulation of DNA-templated transcription.